Messenger RNA from Mycena citricolor, 966 nucleotides. Lineage: Eukaryota; Fungi; Basidiomycota; Agaricomycetes; Agaricales; Mycenaceae. The record is from the annotation of a GenBank genome assembly.
AUGUAUCCCACCUUCGAGUUCAACACCACCGCCGAGGAAGUUGCGACGACGUUCGCAGAACAAAUCCGGGGCAAGAAUGUGCUCAUCACCGGAACGUCGCUCAAUGGCCUCGGUUUCGAGACCGCGCGCGUCGUGGCCAAAUACGCGAAUCUGGUCAUCAUAACAGGAUACAACAAGGAGCGACUUGGUUUGACACAGGCCGAACUCCAGAGAGGAGAUCCGCGCGCCCAAAUCCGGCCGCUAGUUUUGGACCUCGCUUCGCUAAAGGACGUGCGCCGGGCGGCUGCCGAGGUCAAUUCCUACGCCGAACCCAUCCACGUCCUGAUCAACAACGCAGCCGCCGCCAUCGCAGGAUUCAAGCUCAGCGCAGACGGCUUUGAGAACCAGUUCGCCACUGAUCACCUCGGCCCAUUCCUCUUCACUGCCCUCAUCGCACCAAAGCUCCUUGCUGCGCGGACGGAGACCUUCACCCCGCGGGUCGUCUUCGUGUCCAGCUUGGCGCAUGAGUACGGAGCAGUGAAUUUCGAGACAUUGAGUAAACCCGACCCGGCGUCGUACGAUUCGUUGGGUGGCUACGCGCAAGCGAAGACUGCCAACAUCCUCACUGCUGCAGAGCUCUCGCGGCGGUCGAAAGGGAUGAUCAAGAGCUAUAGUCUGCAUCCUGGAGUCAUCUUCACGAACAUCAAUUCAACGGAGGAGAGUAUACAACAACAGAAGGAGGCGGGCAUUCUCCUGCCUGAUGGCUCGCCCAAUCCAGAGAAGUUCCGUUGGAAGUCGAUCCCGGAGGGCUCUGCGACGACUGUGGCGGCGGCGUUCGACCCGCGCCUAGAAGAUACACCGGGCGCGUAUCUGGACGAUUCGAAAGUGGCAAACGACAAGCUUUCGCCGCAUGCUGCAGAUCCCGCUGUCGCGGCCAAGCUGUGGGAAGUCACGGAGGAGCUUGUUGGUUUCAAAUUCACCUUCUGA